AUAUGGCUUCUACUUCGGCAGUCUCAAUGGCAAUGCCAUUGAACAAUGCGAGCCGACAGAGGGUUCCAACCUCAGAGGCCUUCAUGAAGCCACUUCCAGUGAGGCACUCAAAGGCUGUUGCAUCAAAAUCAAGUGGGAGGGUUCAAGUGAGGGCUUCCAUGAAGGAGAAGGCAGUCACGGGGCUCACUGCAGCUGCACUGACGGCUUCCAUGAUGAUACCGGAGGUGGCUGAGGCUGCAUCUGGGGUCUCUCCGUCGCUCAAGAACUUCUUGCUCAGCAUUGCAGCUGGCGGAGUUGUGCUUGUUGUCAUUAUUGGUGCUGUCAUUGGUGUUUCUAACUUUGACCCAGUGAAAAGGAGCUGAGAGAGCAAUUCCAAGGAUGGAAUUUAAUUUUCAUUUGCCUGUUUAAUGCUACUUCUAGUGAUGAUUUCUGUGUUGUAUGUGUAAUAUGUGAUUCUUUCAGCUAUAAUUUGGCCGGAAACUGAGUUCUGAAAUUUCA
This is a messenger RNA of Juglans microcarpa x Juglans regia, 498 nucleotides long. RefSeq lists its product as uncharacterized. Gene Ontology annotation, cellular component: photosystem II; membrane. Gene Ontology annotation, biological process: photosynthesis. The record is from RefSeq and is a predicted model, not a curated record. The coding region runs from base 3 to 362 and encodes 119 amino acids. The transcript has a single exon. Lineage: Eukaryota; Viridiplantae; Streptophyta; Magnoliopsida; Fagales; Juglandaceae.